AUGCGUGCGAGUGGAAGGAGAAGCGAGAGAGGGUCGGGCUCCCCAUCGUUGCACUCCAAUGAGAGCGAGGAGCAGUUCGAGCGGAGACUUGCGCUUGAGAGAGACCUGCAGAGUGAGGCAGCGGCAAGGCAUGAGAGGGAGGUUUACCGCAACGAGCACGAGCUGCAACGAUUCGAGAAAGCAACGGAGAGGGAGGAGAAGGCAGACUCGCGCAAGCAGGAGGAGGUGAAGGAGGCGCAGAGGCAGGCGCUGAAGAGCCAUGUCCGCCACGUGAAGGAGGAUGAGGAGGGUCAUGAAGAGUUCCUGGAGCGGGAGAUGCGAGAAGACGCGAAGGCUGAGCGUGAAGACGUUCUGCAACAGGAAGUGAAGGAGAGGAGGGAGAGGAAAGAAGCUGCUGAAGAGCAGGAGCAGCAGCGCAAGGAGGAGAUGGAGGCGGCUCGCAGGAUGGAAAAGAAGUUCCAUUCGCAGAGGAAGGAGGCGAGGAAGGAGGAAGGCAAAGAGAAGCAGGAGGAGGAAGCGGUAUCGGCUCUUGUGCCUGCAGUUGGGCGCAAGCGACUUCCCAGUGGAGAGGAGGAGGGUGUCGGCCCCGAGGAGGAGAAGCAGAUCUCCAAAGUUGAGAGUGUCGAUCGAAAGGAGGCGAGGGCGAGGGAGAAGCUCCAGGAGGAGGAGAGGGAGCACCAUCAACAGGAGGACGAGCGAGAGGAGAAGCUGCGGCACAUGCAGGGGAAGGUGAAAGAGGAGGAGGAGGAGAAAGAGGAGGAGGAUAAGCAGCAGAGCGCCCAGUUUGUGCGGAGGGCGGAGGCUCGUGCGGAGGAGGAGGUUUCGAAGGAGAGAAGGAAGGUAAAGGAGGAGGAGAAAGCCGACUUGGAGGAGCAUCUGGAGCGAUCCAGGGAAGAGGCGGCGCAGAGGAAGAAGGAGAGAGCAGCCGUGCAUCUUAUGGAGAAGAAGAGGCAGGAGAAGAUCCAGAAGCAUGAGAAGUCGGAGGAGGAGAAGGUCAAGAGCUCGAGGAGCGACUGGGAGGCGGCGGAGAGGGAGAAGCAAGCUCUCCUGCGCAAGACCUUCCUCGACCAGGCUGUGCGGGCGAGGAGGAAGAUGAUGGAGCUGGAAGGGGACGCGAUGAAGAGGAGGGAGGAGAGGAGGGAGACGGAGAGGGAGCAGGAGGUGCAGCACGAGAAGAAGCUGCUGUCAAGUAGAAUGGAGAGAAGGAAGGAGGAGGCCAGGAAGACGCUUGAGAGGAGGCGAGCGAGCAAGUCCCUAGCGCAUGAGGCCAGCAACCCUCUUCCUCCUGCUCCUCCUGUCCAAGGAAGUGCGAGGGAGGAGAGAGAUGGUGCGGUGCUAGAGAGGCUCCGUAGGGUGGACGACAGAGAUCGGACCAAGGAGCGUCAGCGUCGGUUGCGGGAGGAGGAGGAGGCGCAUGCCCAGCACUCCAAGAUCAAGAAAUUUGAGCAAGAAGCAGUUCAUCGUGCUCUUGCCAGGGAUCGGAAGUGGAAGGCAAGCGAGAAGCUCCACCAGAAGAUGCUCGAGAGGGCUGCUGAGAUCGAACGAUCCCAGCACGAGGAAGCGACAAGUCACGCUCACUGGAAGCACGCUGUCCGGGACCUUGCUCUCAAGCAUGUGAAACGGCAGCUGGAGGAAGACGUCGAGGCUCUGAAGCACCUCGAGCACAAGGAGGCCCGAGAGCCCGCAGGGAUGAAGGAGGCGAAGAGCAUGUGGGAGAAACUCGUCGAGACGAGGAGGCAGACGCAUGCUGAAGAGGAGAGGAAGUACAAGCGCGCGAGGAGGAGGGUGCUGGUAUCGAAGCAGGCGCUGCGGAAGGCGAGGGAGGAGCUGGAGCAAGACAAGGAGAAGGAGGAAGAGGGGAAAAUUCCCUUGAAGGCGGCGGAGAAGCAGGUCGAGGAGCAAGAGGAGGCGAUGAAAAUCCUCAAGGGGAUCGUGAGGGAGCGAGAGAGGAAGCAGAGGAAGGAGCAGGCAGAAUUGUUCGCGCAGGCGUGA
This is a messenger RNA of Guillardia theta CCMP2712, 1992 nucleotides long. RefSeq lists its product as hypothetical. Lineage: Eukaryota; Cryptophyceae; Pyrenomonadales; Geminigeraceae. The coding region runs from base 1 to 1992 and encodes 663 amino acids. The record is from RefSeq and is a predicted model, not a curated record. The transcript is spliced from 8 exons.